GUCAGUCACCUGAAGCAUUGAGGGGCGGGUCGGAGAUGGAGAUCCGGAUCCGGAGCCGCUGAAAGGCGGAAGUGGAGGCCGGAGACACCGCCGGGGGGAGAGGAGCGGAGCCAGUCCGAGCCCUGGCCCCAAGUAACGCCGCCGCCCCAGAGCCGCCUUGGAGGCCCCCCUGUCCCACUAAGUGCCUCUUCGCGUAGCACCGGCCCCGCCCUCGCUCACUGGUACCGCUGCAGCAGGACGGCCAUGGCGGGUCGGGGAGGUGCAGCACGACCCAACGGACCAGCUGCCGGGAACAAGAUCUGUCAGUUUAAGCUCGUCCUGCUGGGGGAGUCCGCAGUAGGCAAAUCCAGCCUUGUCCUCCGCUUUGUCAAGGGACAGUUCCACGAGUACCAGGAGAGCACAAUCGGAGCGGCCUUCCUCACACAGACCGUCUGCUUGGACGACACAACAGUCAAGUUUGAGAUCUGGGACACGGCUGGACAGGAGCGGUACCACAGCCUCGCCCCCAUGUACUACCGGGGGGCCCAGGCUGCCAUCGUGGUCUAUGACAUCACCAACACAGAUACGUUCGCACGGGCCAAGAACUGGGUGAAGGAAUUACAGAGGCAGGCCAGUCCCAACAUCGUCAUCGCGCUGGCGGGUAACAAGGCAGACCUGGCCAACAAGAGAGCCGUGGAAUUCCAGGAAGCACAAGCCUAUGCAGACGACAACAGUUUGCUGUUCAUGGAGACAUCAGCAAAGACAGCAAUGAAUGUGAAUGAAAUUUUCAUGGCAAUAGCUAAGAAGCUCCCCAAGAAUGAGCCCCAGAAUGCACCUGGUGCUCCGGGCCGGAACCGAGGUGUGGACCUCCAGGAGAACAACCCAGCCAGCCGGAGCCAGUGCUGCAGCAACUGAGCCCUCCUGCCUGCCCACUGCCCCCACCUCCUCCGCCUGAACAACCUGACUGGAAUCCACUCUAACCAAUCGCACUUAACUACUCGGGCCACCGUGGGGGGAGGGGGCAGAGGGAGGGGGUCCACCAUGAUUUCUCCGUUUAAUUUUGUUCAUAGGCCGGAGUGAGUUAUUCCACCUGCACCUUUCUGUAAAAAUACUAAUUCAAUUUUAAGUCUUAAGUCACUUUUUUAAUAUAUAUGAUCUCUUCCCACUACCUGCCCUUUCUACUGUUCUCCCACUCUCCCUCCGUAGCCACAUGCUCCUGUUUCCUCCGCCCUUACAUAUGGGGAGGCAGGGGUUGGAGCAGUAACCCUCGUUUCCUUUUGCUGAUUCAUCGGGCUCAGCAAGAGCAUCCACAGCCUUCUGUUUGGCGUGUGCUUGGUUCUGGGCCACGGGGCAGGCCUAGGGACUAGGGAAGGGAGAGACAGCUCUUCCCUUAGCUGGCUGGCUGGCAUCAGGCUGCCGUCCCCCUCACCCCUGACACACAGUUGGGAGAGAAACCACAGCAUUAUUGUGACAGCCACGAACCCAUUGCCCACAGCCCACCCCAUCCCCCUCAUCCUUGGUCACCCUGACCUCUGGCUCUGAGCCCUGUUCUGACCAAAUCACGAUGAUGAGUAUUUGGGGGUGGGUGGGUAAGGGGGGAGUGGGCGGGAAUGGAACCAACUUUUUCUGUAUUUUGUAUUGUAUGUUUUCUUCAACAUGUAACCAAUCAGUAUCUUGUCAAUAUAGUCAGCCAAUGGAUUGAC
Molecule: messenger RNA, 1682 nt
Organism: Pipistrellus kuhlii (Kuhl's pipistrelle)
Lineage: Eukaryota; Metazoa; Chordata; Mammalia; Chiroptera; Vespertilionidae
Gene: RAB5C
Product: RAB5C, member RAS oncogene family
Exons: 6
Coding region: 244-894 (216 amino acids)
Molecular function (GO): GTP binding; GTPase activity
Source: RefSeq, a predicted model, not a curated record